Molecule: messenger RNA, 1221 nt
Organism: Daldinia decipiens
Lineage: Eukaryota; Fungi; Ascomycota; Sordariomycetes; Xylariales; Hypoxylaceae
Exons: 2
Coding region: 179-601 (140 amino acids)
Source: RefSeq, a predicted model, not a curated record
UGACAACGUAACAAGUCGGGAAGCUAGAUUUCUAUAAAGUUAAAAGUGUCAAUACGAUCUAAGAUAAAUUAACGAGGUGUUGUCCACUCUUAGAUCGACAUUUCUAUGGACAUAUCUAUUUAUCUGAGUGCAUUUCUAUCUAUCUCCUUGUUACCGAUAAUCAAAGGCCCAAUACGAGAUGGCGGGUAAAGUAAGUCUUGCGAACACGGAUGAUAUCCCUGAUCUCAUGGAGAUGUUCUGGGAAGCCUUUAGCGGGCCGGGCGAGGUUGUGUUUCCCCAUACCGAGGCAGGACGAAAGUGGCUUCAGCGAAGUUUUGAUAACUUCCUGGGUCAGAAGUCUUACUACAGACCAUCCUCCUUUAUGAUUAAAAUACCAGUCACUAAAAGAAGUAUAGGUAGGCCGGUUGCGCUGGCAAUCGCCCACAUCGUCCGUCCAGGUCAAAAUAUUACCGGCAACUCGUGGAAGACACGAUGGUCGCGAUGCGAGGACAUACCAGGGAUGAACGAAGAGAAACUCGCAGAAUUCUUCGAGCCUCUAGCGAAAGCCCAUUAUCUGGUCGUAGGAAAGGAGGGCCAUGUCUGUAAGUUGCCACCGAGUUAAAACGUCUAAAAGUGGCAAACCUAACCCUCGCAGUCAUCGAGCUCGUCAUGACGAAGUCUAAUAGUCGAGGAAGAGGUUAUGCAUCAGCGCUUAUGGGAUGGGCGACGAAGCUAGCUGAUAGCCUCGACAUUCCUUGCUAUCUCGACGCCGGGAUACGCGGCAUGGGCAUCUGUGAACGGUGCGGUUUCAAGGCGCAAGACAUCGAGGUACGAUACGGCGGGCCGCCGCCUUGCACGCCUAUGUUGCGAUCGAAAAAGCAGUGAGACUUUUAUGACGAAGCUAGAAUAGAUAUUGACGAUGGAUAUGAUGCGCUCGGCAACCGUCAACUUAGAGCGCUAGGGGAACGUUACGAGCAUGUCGCGCAGUGAUUCGGCCAGGGGGUUAUCACCCAUUGAUCAAGGGUCCAAUGCACCCCACAAAGAUCGCCAAUUUGCGAGUACGGUAUUCAGCCACGAUGAUUUUGUGUAUGGGAAUUUGAAGAAUAUCUAGGUCGUAGAGGUUUAGAUUGGUAAUGAUAUUCGGUGAUUUGAUGAUAUAUGUUUUUUUAUCUCCAUUGUGGUGAUUUGUUACCACAGCCUGAUUACGAACUGAAGGAAGAUGUCAAGGUCUAGACUCACUAG